CGGGCGGGGUGGGACGCGGGGACUCCUGGGUGCCCCCUCCCCACCCCGACAUCUCUUUAGCCCCCCCCGCCCCCCCCCGGUUCAUCCCGCCGAUAGCGAUCCUUGCCCGCGCUGCCGUGCCCCGCCGAUCCCAAAGCCAAGCCCCGGGCGCUCCGCCGAGGCGCCCAGAACCUGCCCGUGUCCCGCGGCAGGUUCAUCUCUGCCUGCGCCGCCCGGCCCCGCACCGCGCCUGACGAGGCGGGCACAGCGUGGCCCCCCGCGGGGCUGCCCCGGGCGGCGGGGCCGGGGGGGUCCCGCUGACCAUUGAACGGGGAACGGGGAGCGGGGACUGAAAUUUAGACCCGAUUUGGACUUUGCUUCCUUGCCGCCACGGAAAACUGCUGACGGCAGCUUUAGCAAAAAAAGGGGCUUGCUUGUAUUUUUUUUUCUUUAAUUCCCCCUCGCAAAGCAAAGCCGGAGCCUUGCGCCGCCCCCCGGGACGGCAUCGCCCCACGCCGGGGGCGGCUCUCCCGUAGACCCCUAGCCCGGCGCUCCGAAGGCAGAUGCGGGGACCGACCCGUUGGGGCCUGGAGGCAGCCGGGCCCCCACGAGUAAAGGUCGUCUCUCCUCCUGCCCCGGGCCCGGGGUCCCGCGCCGCGCCCCCCGCACCGCUCUAACGUCGCAACCGCCCUCGCCUGCAGAAUAAAACCGAUCCAGAGCAGCCUCGUCUCCCCGAGCCUCUGUAGCGGCGCCCGCCGAUGGGACGGCCGGUGGCGGGGCCUAACGGGGACCGGGGCACCCGCUGCUCGGGGCAGGUCCGGCCGCGGCCACCGGCUCGACGGGUGCGGGGGACUCAUGCCUGUGGUCGCCCGGUGUCGUCCCGUCCUCCCUGUCCAUGACCGGGCACCAGGCAGGGAGAGAGGAGCCAGCAGCCCCUGGCACCGAGGCCAGCCCUGCCCCGGGGGUCGGGAACGAGAGGUGUCCCCGCACAGCCCCCUUCCAAGGGAGGGUUACCCCAGGGCCCAGCGCCGUGCUGGCGAGCGGUCCCCGGGCUGGGAUGGUGGCGGCCGGGCUGGGGGGCCUGUCCCGUCCAGGCUGCCCCCGCACACCACCCGCUCCGCAGCGCGGCCCCGCUCGCUUUUCCCCUUUCAUCUCUGCCCAUCUCCACUCAUCAUCCCUUUUCUAUUUUUAGCCGGUAGACUUAGGCCUUGGCGCCAGGCCGUUUAAGACCUGUCAAAGUCCUUCAUAUUUCCCUCAUGUCACAUGGACCUUUCGCUCCCUUCCCCGCGCCAUGCGAGGGCCGUAAUUUGGAUCUGUGAGCUGGUGAGCAAAUGCAAUUUGCUCUUCUCCAUCGCUGUGCUGUCUCCGUGACCCCAGCCAGCAGGACGGCUGGUGUCCUGUCCGGGGCACUUACACAAAUUGCGGGUGAUUGAUGAAAAAUAACAAUUCUCACAAGCAGCCGGGCCUCCGCCUUCCCCUCCUCCCGGCUCCACCGGGCUGCGGCGGCCCCGCGCCCCGGGCAGCGCUGCCCCCCGACGGGGCUGCGUGGGGCGCACCGGCCGCGGGCGCUCUGGCUCCCAGGCCGAGGGGAUUUUUUCCGUGCCAAAGGCGAGCCGUCGGGCCGCCCCUUUCCCGGCCCCGAUGCCACGGCAAGGGGACUACCCCCGGGGCCUGGGGAGGGCAGCCCGGCGGGGCCGCAGAAAAGGCCGCUCGCACCUUUCCGAGCUGGGGGGGGACCCACCCGGGGGCGGGAAAAGGCCCUCCGUGGAGGGAGGGGGACGGUGCCGUUGGGCUGGGCUCUGCGCUGCUAGCCCGGGAGCAGCUGGACAGAGGGACCUGAGGAUGGACAGACAGAAGGGCCCGGCAGGAGCCCUUCGCCCCACAGGAGAGGCCCGACGGCUGGCGGGCCCUCUCAGCCCCGGGGCCUCCCCCUUCGGUCCGGCCCCGCCACCGCUGGGCCGUGGGGCAGGCGGGGAGGGGGCGGGGAGCGGCUGCCCCGACAGCUUCCCCGGCCCCGCUUGGCCCGGAGUGGGAAAUAAACAUGAAGCUGCCCUCGUUUGCUCUCACCCACCCGCGUCAGGGACAGCUCUCCUCCGCCUCCCUUCCUCCCGGGGCGCCGCAUCUCCCCCCACACCCCUCGGCGGGGUGGGAAUCCCCCUACCCUCGGGAAACCCCCCGCCCCCCCGGUGCUCCGGUGCCCGGUGGCGGGGCCGGCGUGCGGCCGCGCUGUGUGGGCACAUCCCAGGUUGUACCGGGCACCGGGGCCCGCCCGAGGCACUUUUACCGACCGGCACCGAGAGCUGCUCGAGCCGACACCGGCCCCGGCGCCGCCGCCCGCCCUCCUCCCUCCUCCCGCUACGCGGCCGCGGAGCCGGGCGCCCCGUCCGUGCGCGGCCCGGCGAGGGAAACCCGAGGAGCCCCGCCAGCGCGGCAGCCCCCGGGCCGCCCCCCCGAGCUCCCCCUGCCCUCAGACUGUUUAGAUUUCGCUCCAGCUUUAAAGAAAAUAUUUCCAGUAAUCCAGAUUUCUGGAAAAUAACAACAGUUGGGGAGACGCAGACACAAACGCCGCUGAAGUUUAUCCAGAGUUUGAACAAUUUAUAAACACAUUUUCCAGCCUGUUUGUCAGGGCGGGCGGCGACUGACCCCGGCCCGGCCGGGUGGCCGCUGCGCACCCCGCGCUGGGGGGGGGGCGCAACCUCCGCGCCCCUCCCGCACCCUGCCCUCAUUACCUCCGCGCCGCUUUGAUCCGGGAGCCCACUCAGCCCCGCCGCUGGAUUGAUUUUUUUCUAAUUAUUAUUAUUACUAUUAUUUUAAUUGGGGAGGGCCCUCCCUGCGCGGGGCGGGCUGCCCCCCGGCCGCGCACCCCCGGCUCCCCACGUCGGGGCGCGGCGCCUCGCGAGCACCGAGCCCGCUGCCUUAAAAGGCGCCGGGAGCCCCGGCCGGGCCGGGCCAGCGCGGGGGGGGGCCGCGGCCUGAAACCCGAGCGGGCA
Falco peregrinus (peregrine falcon) is the source of this 2969-nucleotide messenger RNA. RefSeq names its product collagen alpha-1(I) chain-like. Lineage: Eukaryota; Metazoa; Chordata; Aves; Falconiformes; Falconidae. The record is from RefSeq and is a predicted model, not a curated record. The transcript has a single exon. Bases 1621 to 2580 code for a protein of 319 amino acids.